UUGGGACCGGAUUCAGACACUUGAGAUAGUUUUAAAUGCAGUGCUGUUUGCAAAUCCAACAUGGCGCAGUACGUUGGAACAGUAAUUGGAACCAAAAUGGAUAAGACAGUCAAGGUUUUGGUCACCAGAAUGGCCCUAUAUACAAAAUUGAAAACGUUCUUCAAUGAAAGAAAAGUGUAUUUUGCCCAUGAUGAAAAUAAUGAAUGUGCAAGAGGAGAUCUUGUUGUGAUAAAGGAAUGUCAAAGGUUGUCCAAUCGCAAAUACUUCACAGUGUUGGAGAUUGUUGAUAAAGUUCCAAGAGUUGUUGACCUAGAAACUGGACAGGUUCUUGUACAGGAUAACAGAGAAUGAUAUUUGUGAUGAAAGUUUUCUGGCUAAGCUGUAAAAAAAGAAAUUACAUGUGGUUUUGGAUGCUGCAAUUUGGAAGAAAGAACCAGGGACCAUUUCCAUAACAAAACCCGUACUCAGCACAUGACAUGAUGUGCUUGUGAGAAUUCCAUUAAGGAGCCAAGAGGAAAAAGUACUUGUACAUAUAAACUGUACUUAAACAUAUAUAUGACAUAUAUGAAUGGAACCAUUACAACAUGUGAAAUGCAAAGCCAAAUCCAAAUUCUACCACAAUAAAUGAGUUGCAAAAAUAAAACAUGUUUAAAAAA
Molecule: messenger RNA, 656 nt
Organism: Orbicella faveolata
Lineage: Eukaryota; Metazoa; Cnidaria; Anthozoa; Scleractinia; Merulinidae
Biological process (GO): mitochondrial translation
Cellular component (GO): ribosome; mitochondrial small ribosomal subunit
Molecular function (GO): structural constituent of ribosome
Source: RefSeq, a predicted model, not a curated record